Messenger RNA from Vigna unguiculata (cowpea), 1702 nucleotides. RefSeq names its product inactive rhomboid protein. The record is from RefSeq and is a predicted model, not a curated record. NCBI's taxonomy places the organism in Eukaryota, Viridiplantae, Streptophyta, Magnoliopsida, Fabales, Fabaceae.
UACCGUUUCAAUACUUUGUCUUGUACCAUCACCAUGGCUUAUUCUACUCUUUCCCUCUCAAUUUCAAAAGUUUGAAUACACACAAACGCUGUGUCUCACUUCAAUCACGCUUCCAUGGACGCAGCUGCUAACGGUGACGGAGCUCCGUCUCAUCCGUUGUUCGUGUCCGUGACCGGAGUCUCCGCCUCUCGCCGCCGCCUCUCCGCAAGCUUCGUGGAGCGGAGCCGCCCUGUCUCGUCGGAGAAGCCGAUGGCGUGGUUAUCGCUCCAGGGACGGCUCCUUAACGCCGACGAGGCCAGCUCGGCGAGAACCAUUGGCGGCGGCUUAAGCGCCGAACAAGCCCUCGCUUGGAACCUCUUCCCUCCAAUCCAUAGGUUCCUCGUAGUCGCCGUCAUUGGCGCCGCCGUUGCACGCUCCCGGAAAGACCUUCGCAUAUGUCACCUGGAAAAAUCCGUUGAACUAAGGGACCAGGUGCUGUCUAGCAUGCAGCAGAAGCUUGACACUCUUUGCGAGUUGGUUAACAAUUCUAAAGAAUACUCAGCAACGAAAAAGUCGUGUGACAAGGAUGUGGAAUUGCAAUUGAAUGAGACUUUUGGAACCGAGAAAGUUAAGCCUGUUGAUUGCGGUUGUUGGCACUGUGAACAGCACUCUGCUUUCUUUAAUGAUGGUGCCUCAGUUGCUAGAAAUUCCGGUGCAAAUGAGGUGCUGCAAUAUAAGACUCCCUUCCCUAAUGAGGAUCAAGAAGAACGAAGGAUGUCUGACAUGUCAGAUUGGGCGUCAAGUGUUACAUCUUCUGCUGAUAUCCAGUUAAACAAUUUGGCUGUAGAACAAGAUAUUUAUAAUCUUAGGAAAGAUUGUGAAGAGAAGGAUAUCACAAUAAAGGAGCUUACAACGGUGUUAAACUCUAACGAGGUUGCUAAUUACAAGAGGAUUGCUGAAUUAGAAGACAUUAUACGGAGGAAAAAUACAACAAUCACAAAAUUAAAGAAAGACAUGUCAGUUCUUGAACAAAAGGUUGUGCAGCUUACAAGACUUCGUCGACCCUCCUAUUCUCCUAGUGGCUCAAAUGAUAGUCCGUUGCCGCGUAUUAUGAUAGAUAACCUUCUUUAUGACAUGGAGAGCACCACUAGCUCCUCGUCUUCUGAUUCAGAUAGUUCCUCUGUUGUCAAAGAAUCAAAUCUUUCCGCUGAAAUUGUCUCGAAACAAGAUUCUGCCUCCAAAAUUGAUCAGAAACUUACACCAAGAAAAAUAUCCAGCUCAUCAGCUUAUUAUUCUUCAGUCCAAAAGCAAUUGUCAGCUCGUGGAGACUUGAAAAAGACUAGAAGACGAUCUCUUAAUGGAGACAAGAGUACGACUGCACACAAGAGAUGGGUAUAAUAGCUCUUCUGGAAUGUAUGUCUGUGGUCCUAUGCCAUGCAAUUAUCCUAUUCAACGGGAAUGAAGUGGCAAACAGAAGAUGGUAAAUUCUUUAUAGGCUUAUAUAUCAGUUAAAUACUUUAACAUUGGCACAUUAUGGUUUAGACUGGUAGACCACAACGCAGAGGCAGGGAUUUUCUUCAAAUCUGUUAGUGCUUUCUAGCAGUUGGUUUAUUAUUAUCCUUCACUUCAUGGAUUUUUACUCAUAAAAUCCGAUUGAUCGAUGGGUAUCUUUCUCAGGUGAUUAAUGAAGCAGAAACGAAGGAAACCACAAUUUCUUUUUCUA